AUGCAUCAACACCAACCAGCGAUACAGCCCACCUUUGACUCGCAAACGCAGUAUAAUCUGCAAGCUACUGAGGACAUCGACGAGUACCACGAUGAGCUAGGCAAGAAGAAUCGUCCACCUCCAAUACCGACGCGUCCAGACUAUCGACCUAAACCACUGCAAUGGCCUUUCAUCGUAUGCAUGAUUCUCGUCCUCUCCAUCUUGGUGGGGUUGGUGAUAUAUGCUCAGAAUACGAUGCCAAAUUCAGACAGCACAGCAGUUAUUGAGCCGCGCAAUUACCUGGAUUCACGGCAGGAGUCCAGUUCUAUCAGCGAGAAGUCCUCAAGUCCAAGUGGUUCAGCACAGGACCUAUCGUCUUCAGACUCUGGUCCGUCUUCUGGUAUACAGCUGUCGAAGAUCAUCCAAACUAGUAAUGCCGAUCUCCCGACGACUCCUGGGCCUGGGAGAUCUCCUGCUUCGAAGUCAACUUCAGCGGCUCCUGUUACCAGAUCAUCGUCAGAAAAAGCAUCUAGUGUAGCUUUUGUGGUAUCAACGCAGCAAGAACAAUCUCCCACUGGUCGACAAGAGAGGGCACAAGUCACAACCACCACCUCGGCAUCAGGAAGUGAGGCACAGAGCCCGACCGUCUCCGGUCCGCCCUCAUCUGCGCCAUCUGACGAACUUCCUACCGGGACUACUACGGCUACAGAUGAUCCAAAUUCAGUGGCAACAUCAUCAUCAUCACCAGGCACUUUGAGAUCUAAUGAUAUCCAGAGUAAAGAACAUAAUCCAACUUCAGGGCCAACAUCGUCAUCAUCACCAGGCACUACGAGAUUCAAUGAUCUUCAGAGUAAAGAAGUUGACUCUAUUCUGUCUUCACCGUUAACAACCAGAAGACCGGAAAGUUCAGACAAGAUUAAAGACAUAACGGAUUCGACAGUAAGCGGCAAAGAAGCCAGCUUGAUUUCCUCCUCUGGCGGUUCGAACCAUCCCAAAGCUCCUGUCACUAGUGUCGCAUCAUCUUCCAGCUCAUCAUCGUUGGAGCCCAUCGGAAACGACAAGGUGUUUUCCAUCAUCAAGUCCGAGUUCACUUCUACAGUCACAAGACCUGGAUCCACUUUCCAGUACACAACAUCCAUCGUAGGCAGUACUCUGUGGAGCUAUUCGACGACUGUUGAAACAACAAUUCCCGGAAGUACUGGCGAGAAAACGUAUACACGAGUGAUCACAACUGCGACGCAGAGGUCGGUCACGAGAACCUUGGCAAGUAGCAACGUGGUUAUGACCACGACAAUACCUGUGCAAACCACCCAAACAGAUGUUAUCAGCGACGAAAAAACAACCUACUACCAGACGACAACCAAGACAAUUGGUCGUGUGACAACCUCAACCUCGGCUGCACCAGCCUCGACAAUCGUCGAAGUCACAAAUGAAGUGGGAGAGGCGACCAUAACCUCAACGGCCCAGUUCACAUCGCCGGCAAGGGUCAGCACCUACAGCUCUGUUGUUGUUUCUGCCGUGCCGACGACUAUUGCAAGUGUAGCUACCUCGACUGCGGCGGGGGUAGUGUACGUAUCCGUAGGAACAACCGAAAUUACCAAAGUUGUUACCAUUCCUGGAGGGUCGCGAGGCCAGCAGAGCGAGCAGCCUAACCCAGUCACACAACUCAUCACCAGUGUGUUUGACGGGAAGGUUGUGACAAUUGUGGAAACGGGGAAACCUAAGGUUUUGGUGACCAAUGCUGGAGGUGUUUUUACUGGCGUUUAUAUGCCACCUGCGGAGACGGUCGAGACGAGGAUAGGGGGCGAAGAGACGCAGAUGGUAAUCACAGUCACUCCGUCUCUGGAUGUAGGCCUGUUUGCCGUCCAGACGACCAUUGCUGGAAAGCCUACGGUGUUGCUGAUUCAGUCUACAAACGCCGCAGGCUUCAAGCCGGUGUCUUUGACUCUUGUGUCCCAAGUCGGCGGCAGUACUGCCGUCUUCACAACCACCGACGCCCCAGAGAUCAUCAGGACAACCAUUGAUGGCAAGGAGACUUUGACAACUAGAACACCGGCUCCGAGGGAGUUUACUUCUGUAAUUGGAGGGACGCCAACCACAAUCGCGAUGGUGACGACGCCGACUGGGAGCACGCCUUUGUCGUUUACAGUGAUCACGACGAUCGGAGGCUCUUUGAGCACGGUCAUAUCAACUCCGAGCCCCACCACAUUCGUCACUUCAAUAUCGGGCAAGCUCAGUACGAUCACAUCCACUCCGAAGCCUAGUACACGAGUGUCCACUAUUGGCCCCUCCACGGCGGUAUUCACCUCGGUUUCCCAUCCAGGGUCGACGAGCAAACCCGAUACCGUCAUAACCGAAGUCGAGAAGUUCGCCUUCACCGAUGGCGAUUACUUCCUCGGCAAGUUCCUUCCGGUGAUUCUGGCCGUCAUGAUUGCAAUUCCUCUCCGAAUUAUUGAUCUCAACGCGAAGUUAUAUCAGCCUUUCCACGCAUUAUCUCAAGAAGGAGGUGCACUCGGGAAGAAUAGCAUGACCAUUCAGUUCGAAGGCUGGAAUGGGUUUUUGGCUCCUUUUAAGGUUCUCAGGCAAGGUCAUCCGGUCCCUUUCAUCACCACACUGAUGGUAUGGUCAUCGUCUCUCCUGGCACCCUUAGCAACUGAGGCGAUUGGGAUGAAACUACAUGGCAAAUGCAAAAUCACCGCCAUCGACGGCUGCGGCAUUCAGCUAGGCGUCUCCCCAAAAUUAGCCUAUAUCUUGAUCGCGUUGCUCGUUCUCAUCGUCGCUCUCCUGCUGGUUCUCCUGUACCUCCUUCGCAGCUAG
Colletotrichum paranaense is the source of this 2796-nucleotide messenger RNA. RefSeq lists its product as uncharacterized. The record is from RefSeq and is a predicted model, not a curated record. Bases 1 to 2796 code for a protein of 931 amino acids. Lineage: Eukaryota; Fungi; Ascomycota; Sordariomycetes; Glomerellales; Glomerellaceae. The transcript has a single exon.